CCGUAUGUUUAUAUCUAUAUAAGUGGUAAUUGCUUUAUUCUAUCAGAGUAUCAUCCACCUGCUAUUCUUCUAUCACAAAGUAUCAUCUACAAUGCCCUCCACCACCAUCCAGCAACGACGAUGGAUUAUCUCCCUCAUUUUGAGGGUUGCUGCCUUCACUCUUAAUCUCAUCGGUAUCAUCAUGCUCGCAUCCUCGAGAAUUGCAGCCAUCCAGACCAUCCUCUUCGCCGUCGUGGCAAUCUGGUCCCUCGUCGAACUCAUCCUCCUCGUCCGGAAACGCACAAACCAUCCAGUCAUUAGUAUUGCACUCGAUGUAUGCUCUGUCGUGGUUCUCGUCCUGUUCGGUAUCUCUGUGAUCGGUCUCAUCCCGGCACGUGGUGGUACUGCGGCUCGGGCUUUGGGUUCCAUUGGUGCUGUGCUGGUGUUUUGUGCUGCGGUAUUUCACAUUGCCCUCUUCGUACGAUCGUGUUUGUAUCUUCGGGCAAAACGCCGGGAAGCGAAGAAAGUGGGCUGGGAGAGGGAGAUGGGUGAUCGUAACUGAUCUUAUUCAUAUAUGGCUAUGAUAGUAUUAGCAGCUCUUUGGAUGCUGCAUUGCAUGCUUCAUCAUCGCUUUGAGUUUCUCUCCAUCAAUCUCAUUCACAUACGUCACGUUGCGGAUAUUCGGGGGCAUCAGCGAUUUCUGAUAAACGUGGAUGUUGCCGUAAUUCGGGCUUCCGAAUGCCACGUCCACGUCGAGAUAGG
Molecule: messenger RNA, 741 nt
Organism: Aspergillus wentii DTO 134E9
Lineage: Eukaryota; Fungi; Ascomycota; Eurotiomycetes; Eurotiales; Aspergillaceae
Exons: 3
Coding region: 92-541 (149 amino acids)
Source: RefSeq, a predicted model, not a curated record